Molecule: messenger RNA, 719 nt
Organism: Drosophila subobscura
Lineage: Eukaryota; Metazoa; Arthropoda; Insecta; Diptera; Drosophilidae
Product: calcineurin B homologous protein 3
Exons: 4
Coding region: 56-700 (214 amino acids)
Molecular function (GO): calcium ion binding
Source: RefSeq, a predicted model, not a curated record
AGUAAAUGCUGUCAGGUUUAUGUGAAUUGUGUGUAAAUAGGAAACCCGAAACAGAAUGGGUGGAUGUUGCUGCAGGAAUGCCACAUCUCCGCAUCCCACAGUCCCAGCGGAGUUUAUGGAUACCCUGAAGAUUAAGACCCAAUUGAAACCCACACAGAUACAGCAUUUGUACAAUCGAUUCUGUCAAAUUUCUGGCGAAUAUCGUCCUAAUCAGGUGCAGAAGUACAACUUUUACUCGGGCCUGUUGUCCCUCAAUCCACUGCUGCCAACGAUCCUGAACUGCAUGUUUGGGGAGAAGAAUGUGCUCAGUUUUGUAGAGUUUGCCAUAUUCCUGAGCACCUUUCAAGCUCACUCGCUGAAGACCAAGCGAGGCGUCAAAAAUGAAGGGAAGGAUCGCAAGCUGAGCUAUCUUUUCAAUAUGUAUGAUCAUAAUAAAGAUGGACGCAUCACCAAGGUGGAUCUAGUGAUCAUUGUGCACAAGCUAUUCGCGCAUAUGAUGGAUCAUUUGCAGAUCAUGCGCAUAGUGGAUACCAUGAUGAUGGAAAUGGAUUGUACGGACACUAAUCAAAUAUCAUUUCAUGAUUUCUGCAAGGCCUUUGAGGUCUUUGACAUGGCCGAAAUGAUGGUCACCUUUAUACCCGAGUUCCGGGGACGUUCCAACGAUGAUGGCAAGUCUCCAAAGUGGUUUUGUUGGAAGUAAAAUAUAAACUGAGUACAUU